AAUAUAAAAAAAUUUAAUCAAAUUUCAUAUCACUCAUCUCUCUCUCUCUCUCUCUCUCUCCCAAGCUCACAGAGAGAUAAUAGUCCCGUUUUGAAUCUUUCUUCAGUACCGAAAAAACUCGCCGCCGGCCAUGACUCUCCAGCUCCAAGCCCCGUCGUUCGGCGCCACCAUUUCCUCGCUCCCUUCUCCUCUCACCCGCUCCACCCUCCGCUUCGUAAUUCGAGCUCAAGUUGAACCGACUGAGAAGUCUGUUGAGAUUAUGAGGAAGUUUUCGGAGCAGUAUGCUCGUAAGUCCGGGACAUAUUUCUGUGUUGAUAAGGGUGUCACUUCUGUGGUUAUCAAGGGAUUGGCAGACCACAAAGAUUCAUUGGGUGCACCACUUUGCCCUUGUCGGCAUUACGAUGACAAACCGGCAGAGGCUGGCCAAGGCUUUUGGAACUGCCCCUGUGUUCCCAUGAGGGAAAGGAAGGAAUGCCACUGCAUGCUCUUUCUCACCCCUGAAAAUGAUUUUGCUGGACAAGAUCAGACCAUCACCUUGGAAGAGAUCAGAGAAUCAACGGCAAACAUCUAAUAAGCUUCAAUGUGUAUUGAAAAUUAUGUAUAAACUGCCCACUUAUGUAUUUGAUAAAAGGAAAAGAGUAAAAGAGUUCAUCUUUUAAUGUCUCAAA
Rosa rugosa (rugosa rose) is the source of this 668-nucleotide messenger RNA. RefSeq names its product ferredoxin-thioredoxin reductase catalytic chain, chloroplastic. Gene Ontology annotation, molecular function: oxidoreductase activity, acting on iron-sulfur proteins as donors. Lineage: Eukaryota; Viridiplantae; Streptophyta; Magnoliopsida; Rosales; Rosaceae. The record is from RefSeq and is a predicted model, not a curated record. The transcript has 6 exons. The coding region runs from base 131 to 571 and encodes 146 amino acids.